Chironomus riparius is the source of this 2953-nucleotide messenger RNA. NCBI's taxonomy places the organism in Eukaryota, Metazoa, Arthropoda, Insecta, Diptera, Chironomidae. The record is from the annotation of a GenBank genome assembly.
GGAAAAUUGAUGAAAGUAUUUGUGAAAAUUUAAUUAAUUGAAAAAAGAGGUUUCUAAUCAGUUAAUCGACAUGGCUGACUUUUUAACGCCUGAAGAAGAGUAUGAGCUCAUGUAUGGCGAGGAAUUGGAAAUGAUGAAUGAUUUUGAAGAGCCUGAAAAUGUAGCAGCACCAAUAGCUUCUACUCAGAAGACAACAGUCCGUAAUGACAAUACAUUACUUUCAAGUCCUGCAUUAUCACAGAUUUCAAGAGAUGAAAGACAUAUUCCAUUUACACCAUCUAAUAAUAUUCACAAGAAUAAGAAGACUUCGACACCGUUCCUUGAAAAACUUAAAGCUGUAGAUGAUGAAUUUGACAAGAUAAAAUCUAAAAAUAUUGAUGCAUUAAAUGAGAUACAGAAUUUCGGCAUGAAACGUAAACGAAAGCUUGAGGAUCUAUUUGGUGACAUUUAUGACAUUGAGGCUGAGGAUGCAUUCUUUAAAAAGCCCAAAACGGAAGAAGAAAAGGACAUGGAAACGAUUGAGAAAAUCAUUGAAGCUAGAAAGGUCUUUGAUUUAUAUUUAAAUCCCCUCAAAAAUAGUGAAUUUGACAGGCUUGAAGCACUUCAUAAAUUCAAAAAGGACAAUAUAUCCAAGACAAUUCCUAGAUAUCCAUUUAUGACACUAUCUAGUCUCGAUGAUCGCUAUUAUGUUCGAUUUCAUUCUGAAGAUUUUGAGAAUAAGAAAUUAACCGAAAUAGAGGCACAUAAUUUGAAUGCUGGAAAGUUCUUUGGGAAUCAUACUGAACAGUUGUGGCAAGAAGCUAAUCAAAUAAUACUCAAAAAUGUCCAAGGGUCAUCACAAAUGCGACAACUUGCACAAGAAAAUUCUGCAAAUCAUCAAAAUACUUCCGGUGCAUCUCUUUGGGUUGAAAAGUACUGUCCAAAAAAGUAUAUUGAUCUUUUGUCUGACGAAUCUACAAAUCGUUCACUUUUACAAUGGAUCAAGCUAUGGGAUAAGGCUGUAUUUAAUCGGGAACCUGUCAAGAAAAAUACAAAGCCUGGAGAGUUGAGCAAUUUCAAUAGAAGAACUGGAAGAUUUGAACAAAACGGUGGAUGGAUCAAAAGAAAAUUUAGAGGAAAUAUGCUUAAUACUGAGCUUGAUGAAAAUGGCGUUCCAGUACAAAAAAUAGCUCUAUUAGUUGGUCGUCCUGGAUUGGGAAAAACUACACUAGCUCAUGUUAUUGCGAAGCACGCUGGCUAUGAAGUUCGUGAAAUGAACGCGUCCGAUGACAGAAAUGUAGAUAGUUUUCGACAAAUUUUAGAAUCGUGUACUCAAAUGAAAUCAGUUUUAAAUCGAGAGAAUCGUCCUAAUUGCAUUGUUUUAGAUGAGAUUGAUGGUGCACCACUUCCGUCUGUAGAAUUCUUAAUUCGAUUUGUUUCUGGUCAAAUCAGUGAAAAGAGCAAGAAAGGAAAGAAUAACAAAAAGUUUGUGCUGAAACGUCCAAUAAUCUGUAUUUGUAAUGAUCUUUAUGGAGCCAAUUUAAGAACUUUACGUCAAAUUGCAUUUGUUGUAAAUUUCCAAUCUAUUGACAAUGCACGACUUGCUGAACGUUUAAUUCAUAUAUCAUAUAGAGAGCAUGUAAAAACAGACAUGACGGCUAUGCUUUCAUUAGCUGAGAAAACUGGUGGAGAUAUUCGUUCCUGUAUAUCAGUCAUUCAAUUUUUUAGUAACACGAAAAAGGCACUGACAUUAUUUGAUGUUUUAAAAAGUAAUGUAGGACAAAAGGAUCAACACAAGACACUCUUUAAUGUUUGGUCAUCAAUAUUUCAAAUACAACGACCGAAGAAAGUACUUAAACAGUCAUCAAAUGAUCAACAGAAACAAAUUAUCGGUAUGACUGACAUGUCUAUAAGAACACGCAUGAUGUAUGUAUUGGAAAUGGUGAAUAGCUGUGGUGAAUAUGAGAAGCUUGGCCAGGGUGUGUUUGAGAAUUUCUUAAAGCAAAAAAUUCAGGAUACAAAUUUGACAUCCAUUGUGGAGGCAUCGAAAUGGUUUUGUUUUAAUGAUUUGAUUCAACACAAAAUCAACACUCAACAAAACUACAUAAUUUAUCCAUACCUUCAAUUUGCGUUUGUUUGCUGGCAUUUCUGUUUCUCAUCAAUGGCAUAUCCACAAAUCACUUAUCCACAGAAACAAUAUGAAGUGUCUCAAAAAAUAUCGACAUCGAAGCAAAUUUUCGAGUGUAUAAAGAAAGGAAUAGUCUCAAAUGGAGUCCGUGCUGGUCAUGAAUUAUUGAUUGAUACAAUAAGUCUGUUGAAGAACAUUAUUUGUCCUGAAAUACGAUCCGUUUCAAUGCACUUAUUGACCCCAAACGAAAAGAUUGAUUUACAUCAUACAGUUCAAAUUUAUGCAGAUUUUGGAGUAUCAUUGAUUCAAAUGCAGGCUGCAGAUGGGACAUACCUUUACAGAUCAGAGCCUGACAUCGACCAUUUCAGUUUUACUGGCAUACCUAACAAGCAAAUUAGCUAUUGGAGUAAACAAAUUAUUGCACAAGAAGUUCAAGUUGAGAAAAUGAGACGAGCUCGUCCUAAAGUUGGGAUCGAAAAUCUAAAAAUAAUAGAAGAAAAGACUAAGAAGGCUGAAAAGGCUAAAGAAAUUCUUUCGCCAACAUCAGAGAAUAAAGCAUUGCCUAAUCAUUUACAAAGACUAAUGCCGAUUAUAGCAAAAGAGAAGUUACUGCCAUCAACAUUAGUUUGCAAAGAUUUUUUUGGACGUGCCAUGUCAAAGGAGUCGACUUCAGAUAACUCAUCAGUACAUGAUCCAUUCAAGAACAUCCUAGUGAGAAGUCCAAUAUGGUUCAAAUUCAAAGAAGGAUUCAAUAAUGCUGUUAGAAAGGACGUUACAUUCUCAGAUUUGCUAUAAAAAUAUAAAUUGAUUAAUUUAAGAAUAAAAAGAAAAAGUUUUUAAUAUCAG